Molecule: messenger RNA, 826 nt
Organism: Lactuca sativa (garden lettuce)
Lineage: Eukaryota; Viridiplantae; Streptophyta; Magnoliopsida; Asterales; Asteraceae
Source: RefSeq, a predicted model, not a curated record
CCCAAACUCAACCAUUAUCAAUUCAGAAAAUUGUAUCGAUUUCUUUUUAUAGUAAGUAUUCGCUAGGAAUUCGUAGCUUUUAUCUGGUUCACAAAAUUCUUAUAUCCAUGGAUUUUCUGAAUUUUGUCAAAAGUUUUUUGGUCUAUAUAGCUAUCUUCACUUUCUCGUUUCAAGUCACACUAGGAAGCAUUGAAUGUGAGAAUUUGAACAAGGACUCAUGUGCAUUUGCCGUAUCAUCAAGUGGAAAGCGAUGUGUGCUUGAGAAGAAUGUCCGAAGGAGCGGAGAGGAGGUCUUUGUUUGCAGUACCUCACAAAUAGAUACUAACAAGUUAGCAAGUUGGAUAGAAACUGAUGAAUGCCUAGAUGCAUGUGGGCUUGACCGUAACAUCCUAGGGAUCUCCUCUGACUCCCUUCUUGAGUCUCGGUUCAUGCAAAAACUUUGCUCAACUCAAUGUUACAAUGGUUGUCCGAAUAUUGUUGAUCUAUACUUCAAUCUUGCUGCCGGUGAAGGUGUAUAUUUACCAAGCUUAUGUCAAGCACAAGGGGAUAGCAAGAGGAGAGGGAUGAGCGAGAUAAGGACCACGGGAUAUGUUGGCGCACCUGGACCAUGGUGCCCGUGAAAUUUAUGGUUGAUGGUUCCCCGACAAUAGCCCCAUCCCAUGUUGUCCCUUCAAUACUAUAAUAGAAUGAUCCUUGUUUUUAGAUGUGUGAGAUAUAUGUGUAUUAUCCAGUUAUCUUCAAAUAAGGAUUGAUCAUCCAAGAAUAAAGAUUUGCAAUUUCAUCAUGUAUACAUAACAGGAAAAUUAACGAAGUUAUUAUUUUAUUA